UUAUGGACGAAGAAUCGAAGCACUUGCUUCGUAGCUGGGGAUUCGAGCAGCUCAUCGACAAAUUUGCUGAGGAUGAAAUUGGACUUGAAAACAUCAAGGCAAAUGCUGUUUCUGAGGUCUAUUUGCGGCCGCUUCUAAAACCUGGGCCACGGUUUCUCUUGCUGUCUAAGAUUGAGGAGUACGCCAAAAAGUGCCGCGCGGAUGAGAGCAACCCAACAAAUGAGGACACACCGAAUGACGAGAACGAAGCAAUCUCGCUUGACAAUCUUGGAGCCUGCCAAUCUGAGUCUGAGGAAGACGAGGUUGAGCCGAGACCACCACCAGCCAAGAAGGCGAAACAGGCCAAGAAGUCCAACAGUGCCGUCGAUUUCAUCGAGAAGAGAUCUAAUGACCAUAACGUUAACCGCCUCAUUAAGAACUUGGAUGUGCACGCUGUCAUUACGGGAGACAGUUUGGCCAAAGUUGUUCUGGAAACUUAUCAACUUAAAGCAGAGAACAACAGACACCUUGAUGAACGUGGCCGGAAGCAAAUCAUACGUUGUGUUGGUGCACACCUUCUUAGCAUUUCUAAGGACCUGAAAAAUGAACACGUGCUGUGUGUUGCAGAAAAGUUGAUUAAGCUAUUCCCAUCUGAAUCUUUGGGCACUUACUACAUUGCUCCUAAGACGUAUCCUAAUCAGGAUAUUGCCAAAGGCCGCCUUACUUACAAGUACCGAAAUUUAAAGUCUGCCCAGUCAACGUUAUCCAAACAAGAAGUUAAUGAGGCAGGUCCAAGUAGAGUUCUCUCCAGCCCUCAGAGUGACAACCCAUACCAGUGGAUUUUAGAUUACAUUGAAGAUCCAUCGAUCACAGAUGAAAGGCUUGGAGCUGAACACUGGCUUAGACACCAGAAUUCUCCUUGGCCUGAGGUUCUAGAGAAGUGGCGUUUGACGGCUCCGUUAAGGCUGCAGGGGUUGAUUAACACGAACAAGCUUGAGAGAACAGCCAAACGUGACACAGGCGUAGCGACUGAAGUGCAACUACUUGGAAAAUAUUUCGACACCCAUACCCUGCUUCGCCACAGCAGUGGAUAUCAGUUGCUGUGUCAGGACUUUGACUUUAUUUUCAAAGAGAGUGCCAACAACCUCUACCUUCAUUGGGAAAGUUUUGAGCUGAAACUUCUCGACCUUGCAAAAGAGGUUGUUACAGACAAAUUUGGUUUGAGUGCUUUAACUACUCUUAGUGACGACACCCUGAGUAAAGAGACGAGAACUUUGACAUUAUUGACCCUCAUACCAUCUGUUUGUCAGCCUCAAAUUAAAUUGAAAGUUGCGGCGGGUAAACUGUGGAAAGUCUCCAUUCCUGACUCCCGGCAAAGCUUCAUAUUGCAAGUUAAUGCUCUGGCGGACCUUCGAACUGCUAUCAAACGUCGUGGCGAAAAGCUCCAACUUAACAAGCAGCGUGCUCAGCCAUUUAUAGCUGUAGUGGGAGGCACUAAAGCCUAUUUUUGCGUGGAUAAGGUGGUUUAUUCAUGCAACAACAUCCUUUCGGCCCUGGAAAGCUGCUACAAGUCAUUCUUUGCUCUCCACGCCCUUUAUCCACCAGAGUGUGAGCAAGUUUGGCUCAUCAUUCAGCGUUGCCUGUACCGUAUGGAGACUCCUUAUGACAAUCUAGGGAUAGCAAAGUUGCACGAGAUAGAGCCUCGCCUGAAGUAG
Molecule: messenger RNA, 1694 nt
Organism: Thrips palmi
Lineage: Eukaryota; Metazoa; Arthropoda; Insecta; Thysanoptera; Thripidae
Exons: 10
Coding region: 3-1694 (563 amino acids)
Source: RefSeq, a predicted model, not a curated record